AUGGCAUCACACUAUGGAAAAUACGAGGUUGUACGUUACAUACUACAAAAUGAUCAAAUUCGUGAACAUGAUAAGAAACAUAAGUUGAUAAAUCAAAAGGAUAGUAAAGGAAAUACGCCUUUGCAUCUAGCAGCAAAAUCGUUCCAUCCCAAAACAGUAUUUUACUUAAUAUGGGAUAAAAGAGUGAAUUAUGAUCUUGUUAACCAAAACAACCAAACACCUCUUGAUGUUGCAAAUGAAAUUUCUCAACUUGGUCGUUCGUCCACGAGACAGCAACUUACACGCACUGCACUAAAUUCUGUUGGUGCAAAAUCAAGUUUUAAAAGAGUACUCCAUAGUAAAUGGAGACAAAGUGAUUCAAACUCAGCAAAAUCAAAGCAGAAAGAAAGUGACACGAACCCGAAUGAAAGUAAUGAAAUUGUCUCCAAUACUGCGCAAUAUUUUUUUCUGGCAGGUGCUGACACCCAAUAUAAAGACAGGGUAGAGACACUCAUAUUGGUUUCAACCCUUAUAAUCACUGCUUCAGUAGCAGCAUGUUUUGCGGUUCCAGGCGAAGCAGACGGAAGAGCACUCAUUUCACUAACUUUGGCUUUCAUGGCUGGUCUUUAUACAGUUAUCAGUCCACUUAGAUGGUUGGCCAAUCUCUUUCUAGUUGUGGCUGUGAUUUUUGUUGUGCUUGUGGUUUUGUUGUACACAGUCCUUUUCCUCCCCUCAGCUUCAACUAGAAAGGCCAUGCGAUACAUUUCCUACUACCCCUUUCUUUUCCUAGCAUGGCUCGCAGAGUAA
Lathyrus sativus (Indian pea) is the source of this 786-nucleotide messenger RNA. The record is from the annotation of a GenBank genome assembly. NCBI's taxonomy places the organism in Eukaryota, Viridiplantae, Streptophyta, Magnoliopsida, Fabales, Fabaceae.